AUGAGUGCUGGAACCGCAGUAGCGAGCAACAAGGGUCCUUUGUACUUCACCGAGUUCCUGCCGCGGCUAAGUUCGGUGUCUGUAUGUGUGCAGGUUCCGCGCAAGCGUGUUGUAAAACUGAGCAUCAAGGAUCAAUUUCUCGACGGUUUGACGUCUACGGGCGCAAUUUCCAUUCCUCUGGCAGCGAGAACGGCAGACUACGUGGAUGUUCUGCCGUUUGUUCAGGAGGGGGAUGGAUUUUUCACAUUAAAAGUGCCCAGUUCGGGCGAGAACACGCAAAGUACUACCGAUCAGUUGACCAACGCAGACGGCCUGAUCUGGUCGGUGAGCGAGCUGCGACAGCAUCCAAAGGCUACACUGCAGUGUUCCGAGUGUGGGCAACAGAUAUUGGCCCUUGAAGAGGUCAGAAAGCUCCAUUCAAUGCCGUCUGAGCUAUGGUACGAAAUGAUGGAGUUUUGGCACUGCCAUAAACCGACAAGCGGCGAGUACACUAACGACAAGAUUGCUAGCCGGUUCAACAGUCUACGGCCGGCGGCAGAUUCGUUGAUUGUGGGCGCUUACUACUUUCUGGUGCCGUCAACAGCGGCCAUUUCAAACGACGGGUCGUUUGUGCAAUGCAGUGGUUGCAACCAUGUUCUUGGGGAGAUGGACAACGGCAACCACAAGCUAUUCAAAUGGAAAUUGGUCCUCACAGACGGACAAUUAGAGCAGAGGUGUUCUAGUUUGAUCUAUCUAUACAGUUAUCUGCUCGAUUCGGUGGCAUCGAGCGCAAUUAGGUUUUUCCUGGUGAAGAACGGAGAACAGCAGGUCGUUCUAUGGUGUUUCAAUUUUGGGCUUGACGUCACGUUUUCAACACACCGUUUGCAAAACAGUCUCAAGGUGAUGUACAUGGACAACAAGGAGGAAAUCUUGAAGUUUUUGGCCCAGUACGAGUCCCAGGAAUCGACUCAGUACGAAGUGAUAGAUUUGGAGAAAGACAUGAUGACAUCCACCGUUGCCGACUUGGAAGACAUCAACACCCAGCUUCCACAGUCUCAGCGCACGUUCAACCAAUGGAAAGUGUCGUAUAUCGGCCGGUUACUCUGA
Ogataea philodendri is the source of this 1086-nucleotide messenger RNA. RefSeq lists its product as uncharacterized. The transcript has a single exon. Gene Ontology annotation, cellular component: nucleus; cytosol; ubiquitin ligase complex. Gene Ontology annotation, biological process: protein autoubiquitination; proteasome-mediated ubiquitin-dependent protein catabolic process; protein monoubiquitination. NCBI's taxonomy places the organism in Eukaryota, Fungi, Ascomycota, Pichiomycetes, Pichiales, Pichiaceae. The record is from RefSeq and is a predicted model, not a curated record. Bases 1 to 1086 code for a protein of 361 amino acids. Gene Ontology annotation, molecular function: ubiquitin protein ligase activity; cyclin binding; ubiquitin conjugating enzyme binding.